GGGGCGGGCCCGCCCUGCGCACCCAGGGCCGCCGCGACCUCAGCGGGUCGGCGGACCCCGUGCCGGGGCCGAGCCUGCGGCGCCCAGAGCCGGGGCCAUGCGGCCGCCGCUGCUGUGGCUCCCGCUGCUGCUGCACCUCCGCGCCGCGGCCUCGGCAGACUCUCCCUCCCAGCUGCCUGCUCCUCAGAACCCGAAGAUUCGCCUGUACAACACGGAGCAGGUCCUGAGCUGGGAGCCGGGGCCGCUGAGCCACGAGGCGGGGCCGGUGGUGUACCAGGUGCAGUUCAAAUACCCCAGCAGCCGCAACUGGUCCGACGUCACGGUGAACAGCAUCGGGGUGAACUGUUCCAAGAUCUCGGCGACCAAGUGUGACUUCACCCGCACCGGCCUGUCCGGAGGCUUCCUGCGCUAUUUCAACGUCUCCCUGCGCGUCCGGGCCGAGCUGCCGGGGCGCGUCUCCGCCUGGGCCUCGGCGCCCUGGUUCCAGCACUACCGGAACGUGACCAUCGGGCCUCCAGGACACGUCUGGGUGACCCCAGGAGAAGGCUCCCUGGUCAUCAAGCUGUCCCCGCCCUUCACCAUCGGGGACCCCUCCAUGGUCACGUUUCGCUAUUACGUCCAUUACUGGGAAAAGGCCGGAAACCUACAGGAGAGGGGCCCCUUCAGGAACAGCGCCUUUGUGCUGGGGGGCCUGCAGCCCCUGAGCCAGUACUGCCUCCAGGUCCAGGCGCACCUGCUCUGGGAAUCCCAGGGCCUCGACAGACCCGGGCUCUCAAGCAACGUCUCCUGUCACGAGACAGCAGCGGACGCCGCCACCAGGCUGCAGCGAGCCGUCCUGAUCGCCGUGGCCGCCUUCCUGUUGCUGGCGGGGCUGGCGGGCAUCUGCGUCAUCCUGAUCCUGAAGUUCCGCAGCCACAUCAAGCACUGGUUCCACACCCCGCCCCGCAUCCCGGUGCAGAUAGAGGAGUAUCUGAAGGACCCGGUCCAGCACAUCCUGGAGGCCCUGGACCAGGACAGCCCGGCAGAGGACGAUGCCUGGGACUCGGUGUCCGAAGUCUCGUCUGCAGAGCAGGAGCCGGGGACGCUCUCCGCGGCAGAGGACGCGCUCCCGACACUUUGAGCCACGGCGCUGUCGGCCCGGCCUGCGGGAGCCCACGCGCCCCCUGCUCCUGUCAGGACUUCCCGAGCCCAGGACUCACGUCCCCGCUGCAGACGGGCCAUCGGGCCUGGGGUACAAGCGGGCCUUGCUGGGGAAGACCGUGUAUUUUUUCCUUUAAGAAUUUUCUAAUCAGACGAUUUUCUAGAAUGAUUACAGAGCUACCCCCCAAAACGGUUUCUCUUAAACACUAAGAAGGCCUGUCAUUCGUUGUUAGCAAGUGGCCCUGGCGCUCCGGCGAGGUCCCCCCUGGACUCCGCAGGUCCCGCCGCCCGAGCUGACCGCCCGGCCGGCCCAGCCGGGACGCUGAGCGCCUUCACAGCCAGUCUCCCGGCUUCAGACGGAAUUAAUCCUGUAAAUAGUUUCCUGGUAAUUUAAGGGUUUUUUUCAACCUAGAAAUAAAAGACUGUGUACUUAA
Messenger RNA from Eptesicus fuscus (big brown bat), 1574 nucleotides. RefSeq names its product interferon gamma receptor 2 (gene IFNGR2). Gene Ontology annotation, molecular function: protein binding. The record is from RefSeq and is a predicted model, not a curated record. The transcript has 7 exons. NCBI's taxonomy places the organism in Eukaryota, Metazoa, Chordata, Mammalia, Chiroptera, Vespertilionidae. The coding region runs from base 98 to 1120 and encodes 340 amino acids.